Molecule: messenger RNA, 1574 nt
Organism: Oncorhynchus gorbuscha (pink salmon)
Lineage: Eukaryota; Metazoa; Chordata; Actinopteri; Salmoniformes; Salmonidae
Gene: exosc6
Product: exosome component 6
Exons: 1
Coding region: 194-1027 (277 amino acids)
Biological process (GO): U4 snRNA 3'-end processing; rRNA catabolic process; poly(A)-dependent snoRNA 3'-end processing
Cellular component (GO): cytoplasmic exosome (RNase complex); nucleolus; nuclear exosome (RNase complex)
Source: RefSeq, a predicted model, not a curated record
AGGAGGAACUACAAGCACAAUGUGAUGGCCGGGGAAGAUAUUUGGUGAUGCACACACGGUACCAUGUGAUCUAAUCGAGCAUACAGUCAUCGAGCAACCGGAACAGAAAAAGCAGUUAGCAAUAACUAGUAUUUGGACAAAUACAGCACGCGGCCCAAGUAAGUAACAUUUUUGGAAGAACUAUUCCCCGACCAUGCCGACUGAUACAAAAAGGGUACGUGGCCCAGAAGUGUCUCAAAGUCCGUCUCUCUUUCUGUGUAAAAACGCGGUAAAGAAGUCCACCGCUUCCAACGACGCCAGGGUAGAUGGCAGGCAGCGUGGUCAAGUGGAUGGCCGUUCAGUUUUUGUCCGAUGUGGGCUGAUAAGUCAAGCCAAAGGUUCGGCUUACAUUGAAGCUGGGAACACGAAGCUCAUCUGCUGUGUGUAUGGACCCAGAGAGACUGAGCGCAAGGAUGAGACCGAUAUGAAAUCCGGAAGACUUAUUACUGACAUGAGAUUUGCCCCAUUCUCUUGUCGAGAGAGAGGCUCGUGGAUUCAAGGUAGUGAUGAAAAGGAUCUGUCACUGAUGCUGUUGGAGAGCCUGAGGCCAGGAGUGUGCUUGCAGAAGUAUCCUCGCUCUCAGAUUGAAGUAAAUGUAAUGGUCCUUGAAAACGACGGCGCCGUCCUGGCACAUGCAGUCACCUGUGCGUCAAUGGCGCUGGCGGACGCAGGUAUAGAGAUGUACGAUCUGGUUCUUGGAUGCUCAAUCCGUCAGGAAGGAUCCACAUACCUUAUCGACCCUACCUUUCUGGAGGAAAAUGGAUACAACUUGGCCUCAGGAUCCAGGGAGAAUUUGGGAAGCCUGACAGUUGCAUUUCUGCCCAGUCUGAACCAGAUUUCUGGACUACAAUCGGAUGGCGAGAUGGGCGAGGACACCCUGACUGGGGAUGUGCGCACAUGCAUUGAGGGGUGUUUCAAACUCUACCCUGUCAUUCAGCAAGCACUGUCCAAGGCAGUACGAAGAAAAGCACCACCAUCAGAGAGCUGAGGGACUGAAAUGUGUUGCAUGAUGUUCUCUAGUUCAGGCAGCUGAUCGUCUAGGCUUGAUGUGCAUUCCUGGUAAUACACCUGUGUCUCCUGUGGACUGUCCCAUACAUAAAGCAUCCUCCAUUCAGGCUGUGAAGGCAUAUUUUUUUUCUCAACUAGCUUUAAUGGCGACAAGGCCUUUUACCACAACCAUUUUCUGAUUAUUGGACAAAUGACGAUGUUUCAUAAAGAAAGAACACAUAUAUUUCCCCCUUUUUUUUGAUCCACUUCUCACCAUUAAAGCUAGUUAAGGAGGAAAAUGAUGCCUUUGCAGCCUGGAGGAUGCUUUAUGUAUGAGCAGGUCCAUGGGGGACACGAGUGUGUUACUGGGAAUGCACAUCAAGCCAUGAUAGUGUGCUAGAACUGCACUAUCGACUGCCUAGGUUAGAUGAAAAAAUAUGUUUUGUAAAAAUAAGAAAAAAGUCAGUCAUAACAUUUGUCAAUUUUUACUGUUUUGACAUGUCAGACUCCAUGCAUAGAUUUAAAAAAUAAAUCAUUUAUUAAGGUAA